Molecule: messenger RNA, 6536 nt
Organism: Coregonus sp. 'balchen'
Lineage: Eukaryota; Metazoa; Chordata; Actinopteri; Salmoniformes; Salmonidae
Source: the annotation of a GenBank genome assembly
AAAGAAUGGUUAUGCCUCAACUGCCAGACCCAAAGAGCUCUCUCUGGCCAGUUGGGACGAUAUGCCCCCUCCACCAUCUCCAGUGAAGAAGCAACUAUCCACACCUACCCCUACCCCUCCUGCCUCCCCUGCCAAAGUCCUUGCUUCCCCAGCUGCUGCUGCUGCUGCUUCUCCAUUAACAAGGAGCCCCUCAGUCACUCAGGCAGAGGCAGCAGCAGCAAAGGAAGACACCCAGCCGCUUCCCAUGUCCAAGGUAGUACCAGAACACACCCCGCCCCAAACACCCGACGCUGCGUCUGCAAACACAGAUGCCACACCCAUCCCACCUGAGCAUGCCGCCCCUCCCUCUGAUAGUGUCCCAGAGGAGAAAGACCCAGAACAGGCUGAAUUGAUAGAAGCUAUAUCUGAGACUACACUGGAUGAGCCUGUGCCAGAGAGUGUAGUGGAGAGUGCUGUCAAGGCCCCGGCAGUGGAGAAAGACCCAGAGCAGGCUGAAGUGAUAGAAGCUAUAUCUGAGACUACACUGGAUGAGCCUGUGCCAGAGAGUAUAGUGGAGAGUACUGUCGAGGCCCCGGCAGUGGAUCAUCCAGAGAGUAUUGCAGAGAAAGUUACAGAAGAACAGUCACCACCUGACACUACUCAGGCAGAAUUAGAUUUCCAGCCUGCAGUUGUAGAGGAGCCAGUCAUUGCUCCCCCUGUAGAGAAUGUGUCAGUAAAGCCUAUUGAGGCAGCACCCGAGCCAACUCCAAGCCCAGAUACAGUGCAGAGUGAGUCUACAGCAAAUGAGAGCUCACCGGCUCCCUCUGCAGGUAGUGAGAAAGAGGAGCCCAUCCCAGAGAAGGUUCUUGAAGAGGAAGCUAAGCCGGUAGAGCCAGAGGUGAUUCCAACACCUGAAACGGUCACACAGGAAACUACUGUCCAACCUGACCAAUCACCAGAGCCUGAACCGCCAGCUCCUGUAGUCACUGAGGAGGAAGGGAAAGCAGUAGUGACUGAGGUAGAACCUAGCCAGCCACCUAAAGCUGAGGAGCCAGCUCCUACACCUCCUGCAGUCACCGAGCAGGAGGAGAAACCUAAAGAGCCAGAGCCUCAAGCAACUACUGUUGAGCAGCCUCCAACUGAGGUGUCUUCAGUAGGUACAGGUCCAGUAGCAGAGAGUUCAGCUGUGGAGACUAAGAUGGAACCAGAGGCAACGCCAGAGGUGGCUCAUGCUCCACCAGCUAAGGUUGCAGAGAAUUCAGCCCCAGCUCCCGAAGCCUCUAUUGAGCCGGUAGAGGCUCCUGCAUCUCCCAAACCAGCAGAGCCAGAGCCAGAGCCUGUGCCUCCACAAAAAGAGGAGGUGCCCUCUGCGGUAGAGGAAACACCCCCUGUAGUUGCUGAGAAUGAACAGCCUAAAGAGGUAGAGACCAUUCCACAAACUGAGGCAGUUGAGUCUGUAGCCCCAUCUCCUCCUCUAGUUACUGAUAAAGUAGAGGAGAAACCGGUAGAGGAGGCAAAGCCAAUUCCGCCAGCCCAAGUUGAGGAGAAGCCUGUAGAGAAGGAGGCAGAGCCAAUUCAGCCAGCCCAAGUUGAGGAGAAGCCUGUAGAGAAGGAGGCAGAGCCAAUUCCGCCAGCCCAAGUUGAGGAGAAGCCUGUAGAGGAGGAGGCAGAGCCAAUUCCGCCAGCCCAAGUUGAGGAGAAGCCUGUAGAGAAAGAGGCAGAGCCAAUUCCGCCAGCCCAAGUUGAGGAGAAGCCUGUAGAGGAGGAGGCAGAGCCAAUUCCGCCAGCCCAAGUUGAGGAAAAGCCUGUAGAGAAAGAGGCAGAGCCAAUUCCGCCAGCCCAAGUUGAGGAGAAGCCUGUAGAGGAGGAGGCAGAGCCAAUUCCGCCAGCCCAAGUUGAGGAGAAGCCUGUAGAGAAGGAGGCAGAGCCAAUUCCGCCAGCCCAAGUUGAGGAGAAGCCUGUAGAGAAGGAGGCAGAGCCAAUUUCGCCAGCCCAAGUUGAAAAGAAGCCUGUAGAGAGAGAGGCAAAUCCAAUUCUGCCAGCCCAAGUUGAGGAGAAGCCUUUAGAGAAGGAGGCAGAGACAAUUCCGCCAGCCCAAGUUGAGGAGAAACAUGUAGAGAAGGAGGCAGAGCCAAUUCCACCAGCCCAAGUUGAGGAGAAGCCUGUAGAGAAGGAGGCAGAGCCAAUUCCACCAGCCCAAGUUGAGGAGAAGCCUGUAGAGAAGGAAGCAGAGCCAAUUCCACCAGCCCAAGUUGAGGAGAAGCCUGUAGAAAGUGAGGCAGUAGUAAAGAAAGUACCAGAGGCUUCUCCUGCACCUCCUGCUGCUGAACCAGUAAAUGUUAGCCCUGAGAGAGAUGCAGAAAGGACAGAGUCAGAAACAGGCGUUGAACCCAGCCCAGCAGUCAAAGCAGAGGAGCCAAUUUCACCAUCCCCUGUUGAGAAGAAAGUCCCUGAACAGCUCCCAGGACCUGAACCACAAUUAGCUAAAGUUGAUCAGAUCCCACCUCAGGAGGCUGUAGAAGCUCCAGCACCAGUAGUAGAAAAAAACACAACUGAAACUGAGGCUGGAGCAGAACGUGUAGGUCAGAAAGAGGAAAAUCAGACAUAUGUGGAUACAAAGGUUGAACCAGAGCCAACAGCAGAUAAUAAGGCUGAAAAAGCCCAGGAUGAGUCUACUCCCCCAGCUUCUGAAGCUGACGAGCAUGAAAAGGUCAAAGCAGAGCAGGCAGAACAAGCUGUAGAGGCAGCGUCACCAUCAUCUGUUGCUAGUGAGCCACAAGCCCCUGAGAACAUUUCUGAGGAGAAACCCACACAGGAAGGAAAAGAAGCUGAAGUUCCAACGCCUGGCAGCAUAGCUGAAAAUAAACAAGAGGUGUCUAUAGCUGAGAGUAGGCAGCCAACUCCUACUGUGUGUGAUGAGAAAGCAGUGCAAGAGAAAGAGUUACCCAAAGAAGAUGAAUCCGAGCAAACUCCAAAGACAGACUCUGUGUCUGAAUGCAUUCAGCCAGAGAAAGAUAACGUGGUUGUGUCACCACCUGUAGUUAGUGAAAAGCAGGAAACCUAUUUCAGUAUCAGAAGUGAAAGCUGUGAGUGCCAGAGAGGGCAGCGUAGAAGACAAAACAACACCAGAGCAGACUAAAAUAUCUGAAACUGUGUCUGAAAAUGUGUUUGUAGCCCCAGCCCCUGUAGUAGAACCUGACACCCUAGUCCCUGUAGUUGGUGAACAGGACGAAGACAAACCCCUGAAUGAAGAGAAGUCAAUGCCUGAAAUUCCAGAGUUAAUAGAGGCUGAAGUGGAUGCAGUUGGAGAGGUGACUGUAGUAUGUAGCAACAGUAGUGGCUGAAAAGUAGAUGAUUCAAGUCAGAAGGGCUCUAUUCACAAAUGUUUCUACAGACCUUUUGGUUAUGUAAAAUAAUCUACAGAUAUCAGUUGUCUUCCGUAUAUACAUCUUCAUGUCUCCAUUUUAAAUGUUCCCAAUCAUAUGUAAUGUUUUUGAUCAAUUUUGGAUGAUUAUCAUCUACAUAUUUAUUAUACAAUAAUUGUGUUUUAUUAUUUUCAUUUACAGGCAACGGUGAAAGAGCCUGGAGAAAAAAACACAGUCGCCAAGCAUAGCAGUCCCACCAGCCCCUCAGAUCUUGCCAAGCUUGAGAGCACUGUCCUUCCCAUACUAGGGGCCCAGGCUACACAACCAAAGAACGAUUCGGACAAACUAACCGACUCACUCAAGGCCAGACGCAAACUUGAGGUGCUACCCCUCUCACCUGAAUCUCCCAGCACAGAGGAUGACCCAGAACUCUCAGAGAAGAAGGACGCCUCAGCAAAGAAAAGGCUGCUGGUGCCGACAGACAUCAGGGGUGACUCGUUGGAGGACAGCAGUGAGAGCUUAGGGAAAGAUAGUCCCAUGUCAGGGGAUGACGAAGACUUCAUUCGUAAACAUAUCAUGGAGAUGAGUGAGAACGAGGACGCUUCGCCGUCUGAUGAAGAAAACCUAAUCCGGCGAAAGAUCCGAGAUCAGGAGAGGAAACGAAUGGAGCAGGAGAAAGGGGAGGGGAAGGAGAGAAGCGCAACUUCAAAAGGCAGGCGGCUCCUCAAGAAGAGCACCAUCAGCCCUGAGGACGAAGAUGAGCGGAAACUCUCACUGGAUAAAGCUGACGAGGCAUGGAAAGAGGGAUCGGAACCCAAAGUUUCAGACUCUCAGGAAGGGGAACAGCCUUCAGGGGAUAGAGGCGUGGCAGUCCACCAAUUCAGAACCAUCGAGCUCAACACGACUAGCACCCCUGUGCGCAUACCGGGUACAUCAGAUGAUGGAGAGCUUGAGAUGGAAAGCCUCAACAACUCCCCUGACGAUCGCUCCAGGGGUGAUGGGUCCUCCAGCCUGCACGCAUCCAGCUUCACCCCUGGGACAUCGCCUACAUCCCUGUCCUCUUUGGAUGAGGACAGUGACAGCAGUAGUCCCAGCCGCAUGCACAGUGGCGAGGGGAAACAGCACAGGAAAGCGAAGCAUAGACAACAAGGCCAAGGUCUACCCACCAUCGAAGACUCUUCUGAGGAAGAGGAGUUACGAGAGGAGGAGGAGCUGCUAAGAGAACAGGAGAAGCAGAAAGGCUCUGGGAAGAAGUCGAAGAAGGACAAAGAGGAGAUCCGAGCUCAGAGGCGGCGGGAGCGUCCCAAAACACCGCCCAGCAACCUCUCUCCCAUUGAAGAUGCCUCCCCGACAGAAGAGCUGAGGCAAGAGGCAGAGAUGGAGGAGUUCAGGCGAUCAUCCUUAUCGGAUUUCUCUCCCAGCAUCGAGUCAGAACCUGAGGGAGUUGAGAUAAAUGCGGCAAAGAUUGCAGCAGUACAGAAAGUUUACCAACUUCCUACAUCUGUUUCUCUCUACUCUCCAACAGAUGAUCAAGGUGCUAAUAAAAGCCCUGAAAAACGAGCCCUGAAAACUGCAGACGAGGCCUAUGAAGAGAUCAUGCUAAAGGCUAAAACACCCACAAAAGAGAAGGUGGACAUCCCUCUGGGGAAAGAGUCCCUAUAUGGUGGGAUGCUGAUUGAAGAUUAUGCAUGUGAGUCCCUUGUUGAUGGAAAUGGAAAGAAAGUCCAGCGGCAGGAGCCUGAGAAAAUCUCAGUGCCAGCUCAGCCCAAAACACUGAGAUCUCCAGAUGAAGUUUAUGAAGACAUGAUGGAGAAGAAGAAAAAAUUCAUGCAGCUGGAGCAGGAACUGAAAAAAGCACAGUCAGUGUCGGAAAGACCCACACCAGAGAUCGUAUUGCAACCCUGCUGAGCCAACCAGCUCCACAUGUGUUACAGUUACUAUAGGCAAGGAUGGGAAACCACUGCUCGAUGCUGAGGCUGCGUAUGAGGAACUCAUGAAGAAAGUUCUGACUCCUGGGACUAGCCCGACACAGCAGGGUCCUGAUAUAUCUGGGGCGGCCCCUGGUGGUGAGUUGGAAGGCACUGAAUCCAGAAGGGCUCUGCAUCCCAUACCAGACCUGAGGGUUACGCAGUUCUCCUCAGGGGAGGAGGACGCUGAUGAAGAGGCCAGUGAGACCAACAGUAAGGAUAAGCCAAAGACUUCAUCAGACAUUCCUAAAGCUGAUCAGGCACCCGUAACAGUUGCAGAAACAGAGCCCAAAUCAGUUGCUUGCGAGGUCCCCCCAAUCAACAACUUCAGACCAACCACAGAUGACCAUUGAAACUUCCCAGGCUGACCAGCAUGUGAGCGUAAGCCAACAGGAUGUCAUGGACCUGUCUAGUAUGAAGUCCUUCAGCCCCUGCUGUUGCCAGUGUAUCACCCUUACCCACUGUCCCUCAGUACACCACCACUGUCCCCAGCGUAGCCUCAACCGCCCCACCAGUGCCCCCCAAACCAGCCGUCCUGCACAUGGCUCUGUCUCAGGAAAAAGCAGAUGUUCCUGAACCCCCUCCACUGCCCCCUCCCACCAUGCCAAAGCCAUCGGUUUACCCCAGGAAACCCCCUGUUCCGCUUCCACCUCAGGCCACAAUCAGGUCAGAACCUGUUGCCAUGACAACAGCCCAAGGGUCGCCGGUAAGACAACCUCACGUCCCCCCACCGGUUCCUCCAAAGCCAGCCAUCCCCGCUGGAAUGGGGUACAGCCACAGGCCAGGGGAAAAUGUCAAACCACCCCUUGCUCCGAAACCUGUCUCUCAGCCUGGCUCUCCUGCCCACAUCCAAUAUCCAAGACCCACCGCCCUCCACACAGGCCAUGCUGAUAUAGCCCUGAAUCUGAGCCCCUCAGCUGAAAGCAGGCCAGGUCACUUCUCAGGUCACUCCUCGGGUCACUCCUCCGGGUCACUCCUCGGUUCACUCCUCGGGUCACCCAUCCCCCACUUCUCCGCGAUACGGCAAUCGAUACGACACCUACGUGGUUAUCACUCUGCCAUCCCAGCCCAGCUCUCCAGUGGAAGGGAUCACCACCCAGGCCCCAUCCAGUCCUGGUCCAGCAUCUCCUUCAAGACAUGCCCAACCUCCACCUCAACCUCAAACACAGUAUCAACCACAACCUCAACCCCAGAAACAACCACAGCCACCUCCACCACACACAAA